AUGUUACGAUUGUUCUUGCUGGCAUAUCUGGCUGGCAACAUUGUCGAAGGACAGCGAGCGUUGAUCUACGUUCAGGCCAUUUGGCGCCACGGUGAUCGCGCUCCCAAAAAACUUCCAUAUCCGAAAGACCAGAACACAGAAGCUUCGUGGCCUCGUGGAUGGGCACAGCUCACCAAUCUUGGGAUGCAAGAAAUGUACGAUUUGGGCAGCUUUUUUCGGAACCGAUACAAAUACUUUAUUGGCGAAAGAUUUGAUAUGGAAAAAGUAGGACACAAUCACAUAAUUUUUAGUAGCAUCUCAUUUCUUUCUUUAGUUAAAGUUAUGGUUAAAUCCACAAACAGUGAAAGAGCCAUUGUUAGCGCUCAAGCUUUCCUUCGUGGGAUGUUUCCAGCCAACGGAUCAGAUGCUUGGUUAGAAGGUGAAGCGUGGCAACCACUCCCGUUUUAUUCGAGAACUCUUGGAGAUUCUGAUGCUAUCUUGAAACCAACUGACUGGAAGUGCAGUUUAUACGACAAAGUCUCAAAGCAGCAAAAUAAAGAUGUUUUCAGUAAAUUGGAAGAAAAAUACGCUGACUUUUUUCUUUUCUUAAAAAAUGUUACUGGUUUCAAGAAAGUUGACCUUGACAAAGCUGCUGCAUUAAACAACAUCGAGAAAGAGAUCAUUCAUAAACUACCUCAACCAGACUGGGUUUAUAAACGGUGGCCUGAGUACAUGAAUCAAACAACAAUAGAAAUUAUCAUGGAACUAAAAAGAAUUAGGCAAAUUAAUGCUUUCAACUCGCCGGAAAAGGCUCGGCUUCGAGGUGGCUUACUGUUAGGAGACUGGAUUUCAAGAGCUACUAAUAUAUCCCACGACAUGUCAAUUCGUCCUUCAAAAAUGAUUCUUUAUUCCACACAUGACGGUACCAUUUCGUCUUUGAUGUACGCACUAGGUAUCGGUGACGAAAAACUUAUUCCAUAUGCCGCCUGUCUUAUAAUGGAAAUUUAUAAAACGCCAGACAACAGCAGUGAAAUAAGGGUAAGCAUAUUCUGCAGCCUUGUUAUCAGGAUUUUUAAGAUAAAAUUCAUUCUAAGUUAGAA
Molecule: messenger RNA, 1079 nt
Organism: Enterobius vermicularis (human pinworm)
Lineage: Eukaryota; Metazoa; Nematoda; Chromadorea; Rhabditida; Oxyuridae
Source: the annotation of a GenBank genome assembly